Molecule: messenger RNA, 2373 nt
Organism: Chenopodium quinoa (quinoa)
Lineage: Eukaryota; Viridiplantae; Streptophyta; Magnoliopsida; Caryophyllales; Amaranthaceae
Product: cytochrome P450 76AD1-like
Exons: 2
Coding region: 445-1914 (489 amino acids)
Molecular function (GO): heme binding; iron ion binding; monooxygenase activity
Source: RefSeq, a predicted model, not a curated record
UGGGUGUUAUUGGUUUUGGUUAGGGAUUACUUGUAGGGUGUUAGUGGUUUGGUAUGAGAUUUUGGUUUGUAGUUACUUGUAGGAGUUACUCAAAAUACAAGUGUCACAUACAAGUAACCCAUACAAGUAACUUCAUAAUACAAGUAACACCAUAAAAGUAAUUCAUAUAAGUAACCCCAGAAUACAAGUAACCCUAAAAUACAAGUAACCUCUGCCGCACCAUGUGGCUUGCUGCACUGAAAAACCUCUGAUCCAAAAUAGAUGUGGCUCGAAAUCAUGCACGGUACAAUACAGUGUAUCCACAAGAAAUUUAUUUUUGGGAUGGAAAUGGUGUAUAGGAGUUUGUCCAACUACUACUCUAGAUCUUGAUUAUAAAUUUUCACUAAAUUUCUUGUCCAAAAAUAAUAUCCAUAAUUUAAAAUUCUAGCUACUAAUAAAAUAUCAAUGGAGUAUUACAUUAUUGUUACAUUACUCCUUACCAUCGUUUACAUUACGUUCAUAUAUAAGACGUUUAGCAAAUCAAAAGUGAUCAACCCUCCAGGGCCAAGACCAUGGCCUAUCAUAGGCAACAUGCUUCUUCUCGACGACAAGCCUCAUCGUGUAGUCGCCAAGCUCUCAAGAAUUUACGGCCCCAUAAUGUCUCUUAAGCUUGGGAGCCUCACUACAAUAGUGAUAUCAUCCCCGGAAAUAGCCAAAGAAAUGUUCGUUAAACACGACUUAGAUUUUUCUAGUAGGAUUGUGCAAGAUGCUGUGAGGGCCUUAAACCAUGAAAAAGUCUCUUUGGUUUGGCUCCCGGUAAGCCCUAAAUGGCGCGAGAUUAGGAAGAUUUUAGCCCUUCAAUUAUUCACAACACAUCGGCUUAAUGAGAGCCAGGAUAUACGGCAUAAGAAGGUGAAAGAGCUAGUUGAUUAUGUGCAACAAUGUUGUGAAGCCGGCCAAGCUGUUGAUAUUGGUAAGGCAGGAUUCACAACCGUGCUUAAUUUGUUGUCCAACACAUUUUUCUCGAUGGAUUUUGCUAGCCAUUCUUCGUCGGGCUUGCAAGAGUUUAAGGAGCUUGUACGGCAUUUCAUGGAAGAGAUUGGAAGGCCUAAUGUUUCGGAUUUUUUCCCAUUAAUUAGGUGGUUGGAUUUGCAAGGGGUAUUGAAGAGAAGUAGGCGAAACUAUACUAAAUCUUUGGAUAUAUUUCAGAAAAUUAUUGAUGAAAGAUUAAGAGAUCCAAAUGCUCCUAAAGAUGAUGUCCUUGCUACUCUACUCAAACUCAUCAAGGAUAAUAAUUUGAGCCUUGAUGAAGUAAAACAUUUGCUAGUGGACUUGUUUGCAGCGGGGACUGAUACGACUUCCAGUACAUUGGAGUGGGCAAUGACUGAGUUACUACGUAAUCCAGAAAAGAUGGCAAAAGCACAAAUUGAAAUAGAUCAAAUUAUUGGAAAAAAUGGAACCAUUCAAGAAUCAGAAAUCUUAAAAUUACCUUAUAUUCAAGCAAUUGUAAAGGAAACUUUUAGAUUGCACCCACCAGCCCCAUUUUUAGUACCCCAUAAGGCUAAUAAUAAUGUAGAAAUAUGUGGCUGUUUUGUACCAAAAAAUGCACAAAUAUGGGUGAACGUGUGGUCCAUUGGGCGCGAUCCUAGUGUAUGGCCAAACCCACUUGUGUUUUCACCUGAAAGAUUUUUGGAAAGGGAAACAGAUGUAAAAGGUGGAGAUUUUGAACUUAUACCUUUCGGAGCAGGAAGAAGGAUAUGUCCCGGGAUGCCAUUGGCUAAUAGAAUGGUACAUCUAAUGUUGGCUAUUCUUCUUCAAUCAUUCAAUUGGAAAUUUCACGGCGAAGUGAGUUCAAUUGAUAUAGAUAUGGAAGAAAAGUUUGGUUUAACACUUCAAAAAGCUAAACCACUUGAAGCAAUUCCUUCUCCUAGGUGAUCACAUCAUUUCCUCUCUAAAUUAAUGUAUUAAAAAAGGAAUGAUAAAAAUAGUUUGCAAUGGUUUUAUAAAAAUGGUUUAAACAAACGUCAAUAAUUAUUAUUGUUGAUGAUAUAUAAUAUGGAGCAUUAAUAAAAUGUAACGUGCUAUCUAAUGUCAUUGUAUGAUUGUAUCCUUAUUUUAUUGCUUAAGAUAUAUAAUUCAAUAAGUUCAUCAACACAUUAUUAUAUAUAGUAUCAGAUCUUAUCAUCUUAACAAUUUUUUUAUUUUUUUUUAAAUUAUAAAGUAAUGAACAUUAACUAUCUAAUCAAAGUGACAUUAUUUUGAAUCUCAUCAUUCUUCAUUGAAAUGUGACAUGCUCCAUAAUAAAAUCAUACCAAUGGAAUUUUACACAAUACUACUCCAAUUGCUACCCUUCGUCAUUAUUCUAGCAUUCUUCCUAUCAAAACACAAAAAAAA